Polypterus senegalus (gray bichir) is the source of this 1589-nucleotide messenger RNA. RefSeq names its product AP-3 complex subunit mu-2. The coding region runs from base 1 to 1032 and encodes 343 amino acids. The transcript is spliced from 7 exons. Lineage: Eukaryota; Metazoa; Chordata; Cladistia; Polypteriformes; Polypteridae. Gene Ontology annotation, cellular component: clathrin adaptor complex; cytoplasmic vesicle. The record is from RefSeq and is a predicted model, not a curated record. Gene Ontology annotation, biological process: endocytosis; intracellular protein transport.
AUGUUUCCUCUCCUGCAAGUUUUGAUGCAUUCUCUUUUAUCUCUGCAGGACUAUUUUGGGGUUUGCACGGAGGCUGCCAUUAAGGACAAUGUAGUUGUAGUCUAUGAGUUACUUGAAGAAAUGCUGGAUAAUGGCUUCCCACUGGCGACUGAGUCUAACAUCCUAAAAGAGCUGAUCAAACCACCAACCAUCCUGCGCACCAUGGUCAACACUAUCACUGGCAGCACAAAUGUAGGGGACCAGCUACCCACAGGCCAGCUCUCUGUAGUGCCAUGGAGACGUACGGGUGUGAAGUACACGAACAAUGAAGCCUACUUUGAUGUGGUGGAAGAGAUUGAUGCCAUCAUUGACAAAUCAGGCUCCACAGUGACGGCAGAGAUCCAGGGAGUAAUUGAUGCUUGUGUUAAGCUGACGGGCAUGCCAGACCUCACCCUCUCAUUCAUGAAUCCCCGCCUUUUGGAUGACGUUAGUUUCCAUCCCUGUGUUCGCUUCAAGCGUUGGGAAGCUGAAAGAAUCCUGUCAUUCAUCCCGCCUGAUGGCAAUUUCAGACUGCUUUCAUACCAUGUCAGCUCUCAGAAUCUUGUGGCGAUCCCAGUAUAUGUCAAACAUAAUAUCAGCUUUCGAGAUGGCAGUUCAAUGGGACGCUUUGAGAUCACCAUCGGACCAAAACAGACAAUGGGCAAAGCAGUGGAAGGCGUACUAGUCACCAGCCAGAUGCCCAGAGGUGUACUGAACAUGAAUCUGACAGCCUCUCAAGGAACAUUCACAUUUGAUCCUGUCACCAAGUUAUUAUCUUGGGAUGUUGGAAAAAUCAAUCCACAGAAGCUACCCAGUUUGAAAGGAACCAUGAGCCUUCAGAGUGGUGCGUCGAAACCUGAUGAAAAUCCCACCAUCAAUCUCCAGUUUAAAAUCCAACAGUUAGCUAUCUCCGGCCUCAAGGUGAACAGGCUGGACAUGUAUGGAGAGAAGUACAAGCCAUUCAAAGGAAUCAAGUACAUGACCAAGGCCGGAAAGUUCCAAGUCCGGACGUAAGACGCUGCUGUGGAGGAAGACCAUGAGAGAGAGGGAGAGGGAGAGGGAGAGCGUGAUUGGACUCCUUCCUCAUCUGCAUGAUUCUCCCCACUAUGUAUGUGGCUCCCAGAGAGAGGAGGCAUUUGUUUGUGCGUAUGUCUGUGUGCGUGCACGCGUGUGUGUGCCGUGUGUGUUAGUGUCCCUGCCCUCCCCUCCCUCCAGCUCAGAGAUGGUUUAUGAUGUCUCAGCUGGUGAAGCACUAAAAGGACGUUGUGAGCAUCUGGGCUCGGUGUGUUUUCUCCUUCCAUUUAGGACCCGAUUGUGUUGUGAACGGCUGAUGGUCACUGAUCUCUCCCAGAUGCACGGCUGGUACCAAUUUCAGCUCAUACUGGAGAUUCUCUCAGGGGGUUCUGCAUCUUUUCAAUAAGUGAGACAUUCCACUUGUCAGAAAAUUUUAAUGCAAUGAAGGACUUCAUUCUUUGUGUUUCCUAUUAAAGCAUAAACUUUUGUGAAUUCCCGUCACUGCACUACCUGCUCGCACACCCUAUUUGCUGUUACAUAAUAUUUCUUUUUAUUAA